UCGGAGGAUGCCGAUGAUGACCUCCAUUGUACAGUAAGCUUCCAGGCUGUCCAAAUUUUCAUUCCGUAGACAUUUAUAUGCUGCCGUUGUCUCGUCCUUUGCACCUAUACCGAUAGAGGGAAGGAAAGUUGGACUUGGUCGGAUAAAAUCUUUCUAAUCGUUUAUACCCCAAGGUCACCUAAUACACUUCACCAACGAAGAACAAGAAUAUUGAGCAGGUCAUUUGACAGAGGGUUCGAUACACAAUUGUCCGUGAACAUCAAAGCCUGAGUGAACGGAAAGGCAGUUGAGCCUGGGACCGAGUCAAGGAGCAUAGAAACCUCGGGGCCAGGACCAGGGCGAAAGAAUUCCAAGAGGCUAUCCGCAAAGAUGUGCAAAGAUUCAAUGCACGAGUUCCUCCAGGCGCUGCCCAAAUGCGAGCACCACAUGCAUAUUGAAGGCUCGCUCGAACCAGAGCUCCUCUUCGCCCUCGCAGCACGCAACAAGAUCUCCCUCCCCUCUCCUUCAGAAGAUCCAGCCUUCGAAUCAAUCUCCACCCUCCUCGCACGCUACCGCCGCUUCACAUCCCUCGACGACUUCCUGCACUACUACUUCAUCGGCAUGUCCGUGCUCAUCACGCCCUCGGACUUCGAGUCCCUGGCGUACGCAUACUUCAAGCGCGCUCAUGCCGACGGCGUCGCCCACGCCGAAGUCUUCUUCGAUCCCCAGGCCCAUACCGCCCGAGGCAUCGCCUAUGAAACCGUCAUCUCGGGUUUCACUGCCGCCCAGAAACGCGCACUGCACGACUUCAAAAUUACGAGCGAACUGAUAGUCUGUAUUCUACGACACUUACCAGCUUCGGAAGGCGAGGAGAUGUACCGCCAAUGUAUCCCGGACAUGGAGACUGGCGUCAUCAAGGGUCUAGGCCUGAGCUCUACAGAAAAGGGCAAUCCGCCAUCAUUAUUCAAGGCUUCAUUCCUCGACGCCGAAAAGCGAGGCUUCCACCGCACCGCACAUGCCGGCGAAGAGGCUGGUGUGGAAUAUAUGGCUGAAGCGCUGCACGAAAUACACGUGCAAAGAGCAGAUCAUGGGAUCAAACUUGUUGAGGACGAGAGCGUCAUGCAGGAGUUCGUCGACAAGAAGAUAAUGGUCACAAUGUGUCCGUUGAGUAACGUCGAGUUGCGAUGCGUCAAGCAUGUCCGAGAACUGCCGAUUCGGAAGUACCUGGACGCUGGGGUACGGUUCAGCAUCAAUAGUGAUGACCCGGCGUAUUUUGGCGGGUAUAUUUUGGACAACUACUGCGCGGUACAGGAUGCUUUCGACUUGAGCAAGAAAGAGUGGGAGACGAUUGUGAGGAAUAGUAUCGAGGGAAGUUGGUGCAGUCAACAACGCAAGACGGAGAUGAUUGCGCUGCUGGAAGACGUCAUGAGGAAGUCCACCUAGGUAGUAAUUGAAGAUCUGUAAUUGUAAUAUGAUGGUGA
Molecule: messenger RNA, 1460 nt
Organism: Exophiala viscosa
Lineage: Eukaryota; Fungi; Ascomycota; Eurotiomycetes; Chaetothyriales; Herpotrichiellaceae
Exons: 2
Coding region: 370-1422 (350 amino acids)
Biological process (GO): hypoxanthine salvage; adenine catabolic process; purine ribonucleoside monophosphate biosynthetic process
Cellular component (GO): cytosol; nucleus
Molecular function (GO): adenine deaminase activity
Source: RefSeq, a predicted model, not a curated record